Molecule: messenger RNA, 687 nt
Organism: Iphiclides podalirius (scarce swallowtail)
Lineage: Eukaryota; Metazoa; Arthropoda; Insecta; Lepidoptera; Papilionidae
Source: the annotation of a GenBank genome assembly
AUGUCUCCGAAACCGAAGCCGAAUAAAUCACACGUGACACCCAGCGCUGAGCGACGGGAACACCUCUAUAAGAUCCUGGUCAUAGGCGAGCUGGGUACCGGGAAGACGUCGAUCAUCAAGCGAUAUGUGCAUCAGUUCUUCAGCCAGCACUACCGCGCCACCAUAGGCGUCGACUUCGCUCUGAAAGUCCUCAAUUGGGACUCGAAUACGAUAAUACGCUUGCAACUAUGGGACAUCGCAGGCCAGGAGCGUUUCGGCAACAUGACCCGGGUGUAUUACAAGGAGGCGGUCGGCGCGUUCAUAGUGUUCGACGUGUCCAGGGUGGCGACGUUCGACGCCGUCGUCAAGUGGAAGAACGACCUGGACACCAAAGUGCAACUCCCUGACGGAUCCCCGAUACCGUGCAUACUGUUGGCGAAUAAGUGCGACCAGCAAAAAGAGGGCAUAGUUAAUUCCGCGGCGAAAAUGGAGGAGUACUGCCGCGAAAAAGGAUUCGCCGGUUGGUUCGAGACAUCCGCCAAGGAGAAUAUUAACAUCGAGGAGGCUGCACGGUCCCUUGUUAAUAAGAUACUGCUGAACGACAAGCUGUUGAACAACGGCGACAAGGACGGCGAUAGGUUGACGCUCGAGCACAAGAUCGCGAACGGCGAGAACGGCAGGGGCGGCGGCGGCAAGUCCUGCGCAUGC